This is a messenger RNA of Rubroshorea leprosula, 2024 nucleotides long. The record is from the annotation of a GenBank genome assembly. NCBI's taxonomy places the organism in Eukaryota, Viridiplantae, Streptophyta, Magnoliopsida, Malvales, Dipterocarpaceae.
AAUGCUAGGAUUGUCUCACAGAUUUUCGAGUCUGAGAUCACUUCCUUCUUCAUCUUUCUUUUGAUCUUGGUUUAAGAUUCCAUUUUUCUUCUUCGGUCGAUUUGUUAUCAGAUUCUUGUUCUUCCAAAUUCCUAUCCUGUUCCUUAAUAGCGCUAUAAUUUGAAGCUGUUUACAGCCAUGGAAGGCAAGACCAAUCCAUGGUUGGUGUUGUGUCUACUCUUCCUCUAUUUCUCUCUCAAUCCCUGUGUCUCCUCCGGAGCUGAUACCAUCUCCAUCAACCAAUCUCUCUAUGGUGACAAGACCAUUGUUUCCGGCGGCGGAGUCUUUGAAUUGGGUUUCUUCAAUCCAGCUGUUCUUGGAGACGAUGAGAAUUUGGUUCUAAGAAAUGGGCCUAAUUCAAUGUCUUAUUUAUGGCAAAGUUUUGAUUUUCCUACUGAUACAUGGCUUCCUGGUAUGAAAAUCAGAUUCGACAAGAAGACUCAUCACAGCCAGCUUCUUACGUCAUGGAAAAAUUCCAAGGAUCCUGCUCCAGGGCUCUUUUCUCUUAACCUUGAUCCAGACGGGUCCAAUUCUUAUAUCUUACUGUGGAACAGGUCUGAACAGUAUUGGACUAGUGGACCCUGGGACUGGGAACGAAAGUUCUUCAGCUUGGUUCCUGAAAUGAGAUUGAAUAAUAUCCACCAUUUCAGCCAUGUUAACUUUGUUAACCAUGAAAAUGAAAGCUAUUUCACAUACACUCUCUAUAAUUCUUCUACCAUAUCUAGAUUUAUUUUGGAUUUUUCAGGGCAGGUUAUGCAGCUGUCAUGGAUGGAGAGCACUCAGAAAUGGAUUUCGUUCUGGUCAGAGCCUAGACAACAAUGUGAGGUUUAUGCUUUUUGUGGGGCAUUUGGCAGCUGCAAUGAGAAGGCGUUGCUUUCUGUAGCUGCUCACAUGGGUUUGAAUGCCACUCUAGUUAAUGGAAAGAGUGACAAGGUUCGGGUAAACCCCAACAUGGCUUUACCAGAACAUCCAAAAACUCUCGUGGCUGGAAGUAUUAAGGAGUGUGAAUCUGCCUGCCUCAAGAACUGCUCUUGCACUGCUUAUACUUAUGAGAGCAAUGGGUGUACAGAGUCUGCGGGGCUACUUCUGUUUGCCCUUAUGAUGCUUGUAUUAUUCAGCCAGAAAAAGAGAACAAAUGAGGCUGCAAAGGGGAAGAAGCAGUUUCAUACAGAAGGCAACACAAUUGGGACAAUCCAGCAUGUCAAUCAUGUUAGGCUUCGAGGGUUCUGCUCUGAAGGUAUGAGGAAAUCGUUGGUCUAUGAUUACAUGUCAAAUGGUUCUUUAGAUACUCAUCUUUUCCAUGAAGAGGAUUGGAAUGUUGUGGACUGGGAAACAAGAGAUUGUAUCAUUGACUGUGACAUAAAGCCAGAGAACAUUCUUUUGGAUGCAGAAUUCUAUCCAAAAGUCGCAGACUUUGGCUUGGCGAAGCUUGUUGGUAGGGACUUCAGUAGGGUCCUAACAACCAUGAGAGGGACAAGGGGCUAUCUGGCACCAGAGUGGAUUGCAGGGGUAGCCAUAACAACCAAAGUAGAUGUUUACAGCUAUGGAAUGAUGCUUUUUGAGUUUGUAUCAGGAAGAAGAAACUCUGAACAAACUACUAAUGGGAAAGUUCAAUUCUUCCCAACUUGGGUAGCAAGCAUUGUAACCCAAGGAGGUGAUGUCCUUAGCUUGUUAGACCCUAGGUUGCAUGGAAAUAAUGCCAAUAUAGAUGAAAUCUCAAGAAUUUGUAAAGUGGCUUGUUGGUGCAUCCAGGAUGAUGAAACUCGUAGGCCAUCCAUGGGCCAGGUAGUGCAGAUUCGGGAGGGGGCUUGUGGAAGUGAACUUGCCCCAAAUCCCCAGAUCUCUUCAAGUGUUUAUGGACAGCCAGGAGCACAUAGUUUUCUUCACUGAAACAUUCUCAAGCUAAGGUCCAUUAGUUCAUAGAAAUACUUCAACUGCCUCUUAGACUAAGAGCACCACAUCCUCAAUGAAUUUGUAAAUCAUAA